CUCCCGCCCCGCCCAUUUCGCUGGGCCCUGGCGCGCGCUCGCUCGGCUUCUUGUCUCGCGCCGGCUCUGGCGAGCCUGGGGAAGGUCGUGGGUGAUUGCGGCGGGAAGGACGCAGAGGGCGCAGGACUCAGCAGUGCAGCUUUCUGAGGGGGUGACCUGGACCUCCAAGCAACAUGGUGGGCCUCUUGCGCACUGUUGUCACCAGCUGCUCCAGCCCUCUCUUCAGCAAUGUGAUGUGUCAUGAAGUGAAGACGGUCAGGACCACAUGCAUACGAACGUUCCGCACCUACCAGAUCCUCUGGUGCCAAGCUCCUGUCAAACCAGGUAUCCCAUAUAAGCAGGUGACAGUGGGCGUUCCCAAGGAGAUCUUCCAGAACGAGAAGAGAGUUGCCUUGUCACCUGCCGGAGUUCAGGCACUGGUUAAGCAAGGCUUUAACGUGGUGGUGGAAUCAAGUGCAGGCGAAGAGUCCAGAUUCUCUGAUGACCAUUACAGAGAUGCAGGGGCUCAGAUCCAAGGAACCAAGCAAGUGUUGGCUUCUGAUUUAGUUCUCAAAGUGAGGGCUCCCAUGUUUAAUGCUGCACUCGGCAUGCAUGAAGUGGACCUCUUCAAGCCAUCCUCCACCCUGAUCAGUUUCAUCUACCCAGCUCAAAACCCGGACCUUCUGAGCAAGCUGGCGGAAAGGAGGACGACGGUCUUGGCCAUGGAUCAGGUUCCGCGGGUGACCAUCGCUCAGGGAUAUGAUGCUCUCAGCUCCAUGGCCAACAUUGCUGGCUACAAGGCGGUUGUACUAGCAGCCAAUCAUUUUGGCCGUUUUUUCACAGGCCAGAUCACAGCAGCUGGCAAAGUCCCUCCAGCUAAGGUUCUGAUCAUUGGAGGUGGAGUGGCUGGGUUAGCAUCGGCAGGAGCAGCCAAGUCAAUGGGAGCUGUAGUUCGUGGAUUUGAUACCAGAGCUGCAGCAUUGGAGCAAUUCAAAUCACUCGGUGCCGAACCUUUGGAGGUGGACAUAAAAGAAUCUGGUGAAGGACAGGGAGGUUAUGCUAAAGAGAUGUCCAAAGAAUUCAUUGAUGCUGAAAUGAAACUCUUUGCCAAACAGUGCCAGGAGGUCGACAUUAUUAUCACAACGGCACUCAUACCUGGUAGAAAAGCGCCUAUCCUGUUUAAGAAAGAUAUGAUUGAGUUGAUGAAGGAAGGAUCAGUUGUUGUAGAUCUAGCUGCUGAAGCAGGGGGAAAUAUUGAAACCACCAAGCCAGGAGAGCUCUGUAUUCACAAGGGAAUUACCCACAUAGGCUAUACGGACCUCCCCAGUAGAAUGGCCACCCAAGCCAGCACACUCUAUUCCAACAACAUCACCAAGCUGCUGAAGGCCAUCAGUCCAGACAAAGAGAAGUUCUACUUUGACCUGAAGGAUGAAUUUGAUUACGGUACUUUGGACCACGUUGUUAGAGGCACAGUGGUAAUGAAGGAUGGAAAGGUGAUUUUCCCAGCACCACCUCCAAAGAAGAUGCCUGAGGCAGCGCCUGUGAAACGGAAGACAGUGGCAGAGCUGGAAGCAGAAAAAGCAGCUGCUGUUACACCUUUCCAGAAAACCUUGACUUCUGCAUCCAUGUACACUGCAGGUCUUGGCACUAUGCUUGGGUUGGGCAUUGCUGCUCCCAAUUACGCUUUCACUCAGAUUGUGACCACGUUUGGCUUGGCUGGGAUCGUCGGGUACCACACUGUGUGGGGCGUGACCCCUGCGCUCCACUCUCCUCUCAUGUCUGUGACCAAUGCCAUCUCAGGGUUGACUGCUGUUGGUGGAUUGGCACUGAUGGGGGGGAAAUACCUUCCUGAAAAUACGCCUCAAAGCCUUGCUACUCUUGCUGCAUUUGUGUCUUCCGUGAACAUUGCAGGUGGCUUCCUGGUCACACAGAGGAUGCUGGAUAUGUUCAAGCGUCCCACCGACCCUCCGGAGUACCAUUAUUUAUAUCUGUUGCCUGCUGGCGCAUUUGUAGGAGGGUAUGGAGCAGCUCUCCAAAGCGGGUAUAAUGUUGAACAGAUGAUGUACCUGGGUUCAGGUUUGUGCUGCGUCGGUGCCCUAGCUGGGCUGUCCACUCAAGGAACAGCUCGACUUGGCAAUGCAUUGGGCAUGAUAGGCGUGGCUGGAGGCUUGGCUGCUACCCUGGGAGGCCUGAAGCCGUCUCCUGAAUUGCUGGCUCAGAUGUCAGGCGCAAUGGCUGUCGGUGGCACUAUAGGCCUGACGAUCGCUAAACGUAUCCAGAUUUCAGACUUACCUCAAUUAGUGGCUGCUUUUCAUAGCUUGGUGGGCCUAGCUGCAGUCCUUACCUGCGUAGCGGAGUACAUGAUUGAAUACCCCCACUUUGCUACCAACGAAGCAGCAAACCUCACCAAGAUUGUUGCUUAUCUUGGCACGUAUAUUGGAGGUGUAACCUUCAGCGGUUCUCUUGUUGCUUAUGGAAAGCUACAGGGUAUCCUGAAUUCCGCCCCACUCCUCUUGCCGGGUCGGCACUUAAUGAAUGCUGGUUUGCUAGCAGCAAGCAUAGGUGGCAUAGUUCCCUACAUGAUGGAUCCGAGUUACACUACAGGGCUGACUUGUUUAGGGUCUGUGUCAGCUCUGUCUGCUGUCAUGGGUGUAACUCUGACAGCAGCCAUAGGAGGGGCAGACAUGCCAGUUGUCAUUACUGUACUGAACAGCUAUUCUGGAUGGGCACUGUGUGCCGAAGGAUUCCUGCUGAACAACAACUUGCUGACGAUUGUGGGUGCUCUGAUUGGUUCCUCUGGUGCUAUCCUCUCAUACAUCAUGUGUGUGGCUAUGAACCGUUCCCUUGCUAAUGUGAUUCUGGGUGGAUAUGGCACAACUUCAACGGCUGGCGGGAAGCCAAUGGAAAUCUCUGGCACGCACACGGAAGUGAAUGUGGACAGUGCAGUCGACAUGAUCAAGGAAGCCAAUAACAUCAUCAUCACCCCAGGUUAUGGUCUUUGUGCUGCAAAAGCACAGUAUCCAAUUGCUGACUUGGUUAAAAUGCUGACCGAAAAAGGCAAGCAUGUGAGAUUUGGCAUUCAUCCAGUAGCUGGUCGUAUGCCUGGGCAACUAAAUGUGCUCCUUGCCGAAGCUGGAGUUCCCUAUGACAUUGUCCUAGAAAUGGAUGAGAUCAACCAUGACUUUCCAGAAACAGACUUGGUCCUUGUUAUCGGAGCUAAUGACACGGUUAAUUCAGCUGCCCAGGAGGAUCCAAAUUCUAUCAUUGCAGGAAUGCCUGUUCUAGAAGUUUGGAAGGCAAAGCAGGUUAUUGUUAUGAAGAGAUCUCUGGGUGUUGGCUAUGCAGCGGUGGAUAAUCCCAUCUUUUACAAGCCCAAUACUGCCAUGCUUCUAGGAGAUGCUAAGAAGACCUGUGAUGCCCUGCAGGCCAAAGUGAGGGAGACCUUGCAGAACUGAAUGCCUUCAGUUUUAAAGAAAAGCCUGUCCUUUGGCCAGUACGAACAAAAACUCUCCAAGUGUUGUUAUACGUCAAGGUUUAUAAGAUAGUGAAAUGAAAGCUCAGAGAGAAACAAAGGUCCAGAAACAAAGUGAAAAAUGUACGUAAGAGUGUAAGAAAUUAAGCAACAAAAUGGAAGAUCACGCUCUUAAGAAGCCACCACCUGGAAUAAUUUUGUUUUUGAAUGCAGUGCAUUUCAGAGGAAUUUUUCCUUGGUAGCCGCAUGUGCAACACAAGGACACUCAGGAAUUUGGGUGGGGGAGGGGAAUCUGCCUGUUUAGCAUGAUGUGAAAUCUCAAAAAAGUUGCUGCCGUUUCAAAGCUAUUUGACUUCUCUUCUCUAUUGGUUUCAAGUAAACAUAGAAUCUAAUUAGGCUGAUUUUUCGAUUGUCAGAUCCUGGAUCCCUGGCUGGAUAUUUAAAUUUUGACUGUAAUCGUAACCUUUUAAAAACCUUUUUUUUUUGGGGGGGGGAGUGCUUUUGAAAUGAUUUUUUAUACAUUUCAUAAUCAGUGUGUUAAGAUGCUGGAAACGGGCACUUAGUUGUCAAACAUACUCCAGAUGCUGGAAAAAGGAAUGCAAUUUGAGAGUUAAUCCAAAAUACUUUUGCAGAUAAAUCAUGUGGACAACAUGGAAACCCAGUACACUUAAAGAAGAGAGAAAGAGAUUAAUUGAUUACUGGUCUUCCCUUUUAAUCUUUCAAAUAUAUAUAUUGGAAGUCAACAGUUCAGUGGUAAAUUAGUUUGUUUUACAGCUUCCAGGGCAGCCUUCAUCAUGUUUAGUACAAUCAAGUGGAAUUCAAAUGCUUGAUUAAUAAAAUGAACUUGUCAUGUUUUGCCUAAUCAUGUAGCAACCGUUUGGGGUGACGUGGGCACAAUAAAUAGCUGGGCUUGUGUUAGAAAGCUUUAACAUCUGGGAAAGACAGACUACUAUGACAUGAUUAAAACUAAGCCCAACGUUUUAAUCCCAACUUGACUGUUAAAUCCUGAUCUUUGUCAGGGACCGCCUAAUUUAAUAGCAGAUGAAAACUGUCCUUUUAGCUACCUCCUGUUUUCUGUAUGGCAUGGAUCCCAUACAUUCAAAAACCAGAAGUGGCAGUAGACUUAAUUCCAGCAAUAAACUUCCAAGUCCACUGAACCAAUGGGAAUAUGUGCUUUCUCAGUUCCUAUUCAUUUCACUGGGACUUGUGCAGAAGCUGCACCCUGAUGGAUUGUGCUCGGCAGCAUGUAUCCAACCAUCUGUGAACUUUGCGGGGCAGGACUUCCAAGCUUCCCCCUCUUCCUGCAGUUCACUGAGCCCUCUGAAAAUUUGCUGCAGGUGUGUGUGGGGGGAGGGCUAUCAGCAGACUCUUGGGAGCAGCACAGGGGCCAAAGUGCAGGAAUCAUACUCUUCUUCCACAAAUGGAAAUGCUUUUCCAUUGGAGGAACUGUGUGGUUGGAUACAUUCAUGCAUUUAGAAAUCUUGCUGCUCAGCAGGAAGCACCAACAGGCUGUUCUGCUGCAUAUGAAUAUUUGAGCCACAGUAUUCUAAUGUAAAGCUUUAGGCAGCUGUAUUUCAGUAGAACCUGCUUGGGACCUGAAUUUGGUUGUAUGAAUACCAUCCAUUUCUGUGCAACCGGACUCUUAAAUGUGGCUGAGAAGAGGAGCACCAGUUAAGUUAGUCCUGGAGCGCUGAAGGCUGCAGCGUCCAACUGGUUUUAAAAUGGCUGUCUUCCUUUUUAGUUUGGAGACAUCAAGUGGGUUGUAAGUGGACCAGAAGUACCAUUGUUAACUUUAGAAAUUGUGUUUAUAUUAUGAAACUGAGAGAAUUAUUUAAAAAAAAUAAAGCUAACAAAAUUCCAAGUCA
Heteronotia binoei (common prickly gecko) is the source of this 5316-nucleotide messenger RNA. RefSeq names its product nicotinamide nucleotide transhydrogenase (gene NNT). Gene Ontology annotation, biological process: proton transmembrane transport; NADPH regeneration. Gene Ontology annotation, molecular function: NAD binding; NADP binding. NCBI's taxonomy places the organism in Eukaryota, Metazoa, Chordata, Lepidosauria, Squamata, Gekkonidae. Gene Ontology annotation, cellular component: mitochondrial inner membrane. The transcript has 22 exons. The record is from RefSeq and is a predicted model, not a curated record. The coding region runs from base 174 to 3434 and encodes 1086 amino acids.